AUGAGUUUGGACUCUCUGUUUCAACAAAUCCUCCUGACAGAGCAGCAGCUGGCUGAGCAGACACAGAAGUUUAAAGAAGUGAAGGUCGAUAUUAUCAAGUGUAAGGAGAAAAUAAAAGCCACAAAGGAAAAGUUUGAAGAGUCUAAUCUGGAACUGGACGAAAAGGCACAACAGCUGUGUGCCAACAGAUUACAUUACAGUCUGCUCCAGAGGACAGAGGAGCAGAUGACCACCCACAUGGAGGAGCUGAGGAGGACCAGGGAGCACCUUUGGGAAUGCUUGGCGUCCAUAAAGCAGCAGGCUGCAGAGGAGCAGGAGAAGUUCCUGGAGGAGAUCUCCAGAUUCAACAGUGACAUGAGCCUUCAGACCAACCCUGAGACCCUGUUCUACAACAGGAACCAGGAACUUAUACAGGAGCUGCUCAGGGAGGAGGGGGAACUUAAUACAGAGAUGGAGCAGAUAAUCCAGGGCAGCAGAUACCUGAGAGGUGUUGAGGAGGAGAAGAAAGCUCUGCUGCUGGAGCUGCAUGGCCUAAACACAGUGUGCACAGAUGUGGAGAAGCAGCUGAGAGAAGCAGAGGAGCAGACCCACACUCUGAGGGCUCAAAGUGCUGCGGUCAACCAGAGGCCCCUCACUGACCCCACCUGUGUCCGGAUGAGAACAGAGCUGGAUACUCUCAAAGAGGGGGAGAUGGAGCUGUUGAGGGAGGCGCUCAGCUCAGAGAUUCUCUUCCUCCAAAAUGUAAGUGACACAGCACGCACGUGCAGCAUGUUGCAUCCAGUGGAGUUGAAUGGAUACCUGCAGAAUUCAGUUUAG
Messenger RNA from Periophthalmus magnuspinnatus, 816 nucleotides. RefSeq names its product coiled-coil domain containing 172 (gene ccdc172). The coding region runs from base 1 to 816 and encodes 271 amino acids. Lineage: Eukaryota; Metazoa; Chordata; Actinopteri; Gobiiformes; Gobiidae. The transcript is spliced from 7 exons. The record is from RefSeq and is a predicted model, not a curated record. Gene Ontology annotation, cellular component: cytoplasm.